Molecule: messenger RNA, 918 nt
Organism: Macrobrachium nipponense
Lineage: Eukaryota; Metazoa; Arthropoda; Malacostraca; Decapoda; Palaemonidae
Exons: 1
Coding region: 1-918 (305 amino acids)
Source: RefSeq, a predicted model, not a curated record
AUGGCAAACCCCCCUCUUUUAUCUGACUCAGGCAUGGAAAUGGACUUGGCAAUGGAUAAUUCAGGUUCGAACAUCGUUACGAUGGAACCUUUUUCUUCUCCUGUUUUGGAAAGAAAGAAAAAUGCAAAAGUGAAUUCAAGGAACUUAAAUAUUCAAAAUAAUAAGAAAGGAAAAAUGGAGAUUCUUCCUGGUAUGUAUGAAUUAGUUUCAUACAAUAAGUUUAUAGUUCUUAGGCUCGAAGAUGAUGUAUUGCAGAAUAUCAGCGUAUUUAAAGCAAGCAGAGAAAUUAAUAAUGUAUGUAACAGUGUACCAAAAAUUCGUCCACAGAAUGAUGGGACCCUGUUAGUCAAAGUCUCCUCACCUGAACAAAGUGAAAAAUUGCUCAAGAUGAAUACCUUAGUAGGGCAAAAAGUUACGUGUUUCCCUCAUCCUAUUCAUAACCAAAGUCAAGGAGUAAUAUAUGCUCCCGAACUGCUCUUAUUAGACAACGAAGAAAUUCAGCAGGAAUUAGAGGGACAGAAUGUGGCAAAGGUGGUCGGAAUGAGAAAGGAGGUGGGAGAUCAGAUUGUUCCCCUGGCAACGCUGAUCCUCACUUUUAACACCUUUAAAUUACCUAAUGCUAUCAAGGCAGGAUGGCUGAACUUCAAAGUCAAGCCAUACAUACCAUCACCUUUGAGAUGUUACCACUGCCAGAUGUUUGGCCACUUGAUCCAGAAAUGUAGAAAGAAAAUGAAUGAAGAACCAGCUUUAUGUUGUAAUUGUGGCGAGGAAGCACAUGGACCAUGCAGUGAGCCACCGUCUUGUGUUAAUUGUAUAGAAAACCAUCCUGCAUCCUCAAAAAGUUGUGUAAAAUUUAUUUUAGAGAAGGAGGUGCAAACAGUUAAAGUUAUGGAAAAGAUUUCGUUUAAAGACGCUUGA